Molecule: messenger RNA, 900 nt
Organism: Anoplopoma fimbria (sablefish)
Lineage: Eukaryota; Metazoa; Chordata; Actinopteri; Perciformes; Anoplopomatidae
Gene: hoxc1a
Product: homeobox C1a
Exons: 2
Coding region: 1-900 (299 amino acids)
Biological process (GO): regulation of transcription by RNA polymerase II
Cellular component (GO): nucleus
Molecular function (GO): DNA-binding transcription factor activity, RNA polymerase II-specific; RNA polymerase II cis-regulatory region sequence-specific DNA binding
Source: RefSeq, a predicted model, not a curated record
AUGACUUCCUAUCAAGAGUUAACGGCCGAAAGGGAGAGUAGCCCUCUGUUCACGGGCUGCCGCCGAGCAAAAGAGGUCAUAAACCGGGACCUGGACGUCAGGACGCAUCCUGAACUCGACAGUCGUGAUGAGGAGGGGAAAUUGGAGGUGAAAGUCGCCUCAGGAUUUAAUACUCCGCAUCCCCGGUACUUAACUCUCUCCAACAGUUGCACCUCUUUGGACAGCCCUCCUCCUCCUCCUCCUCCAGCAUGCGAGACUCUCGAGGGCUUCUCGGCACCGGCCUGCCCCCACUCGUCCCUUGUCCCCUGGCGGUGCAGGGUGCAGGGGCAGGGCUCUCCAGGACGCGGAUACUGCGCGUCAAAUAACAACGAAUCGCUACAAUCCGGUUUUGGCUCCCUGGCCGAGCAAAUUCAAAUCUACUCUCGUAAUGGCCCCGAAAUUCACGUCGCCAUGGGGAGUUCAGCUGGCUCGGACUGUAACGUGGCUCAUAUGGAUGUAAGCAGUACAACUUUUGAGUGGAUGAGAGUGAGAAGGAGUCAGCACCAGGCGGCCAGGAUGCCCAUGACCUGUGGGUUCAGUGUUGUUGGCUCGGGCCUCGGUGCUGUGGAGGCGGGAAGCAGCAGCAUCUGUACGGGUGACCAUGCCACGAUGAACGGGGUCCCGAGGACCAUCUUCAGCACCAAGCAGCUGACAGAGCUGGAGAAAGAGUUCCACUUCAGCAAGUACCUGACGCGGGCCAGGCGGGUGGAGGUCGCCAGCGCCCUGCAGCUCAACGAGACGCAGGUGAAAGUUUGGUUUCAGAACAGACGCAUGAAGCAGAAGAAAUUACGGAGAGACGGGCUGCUCUGCGACCCGGGGCCCGAGGCACCGCACUCACACGCCGACACUUCGGACACCUAG